UGGGGACAAUUCUUAAUGGGGGAAAUGGGGACAAUUCAACAGAAAUAGCAUUGUUGGUUAUUACUACCAACUGGGUUGGGAAUGCACUGACAAUGUCCAAUUUGAUUCUUCCCUGUUUAUACUGCAGGUUAAAAAAAUCAUGUUCUUGAAAUGUGUGAAGUAGUUGAAAUAGAUCAUGUUAUCAAAGUUAAUUGGGUGUAAAUUCCUUCUAUUACGCUUAGGAAUGUAUUUAAAAAUAUUUUGUGGUCAUUUGUUAAGUUAUUGAAAACUCUGUGAGCUUUUCACUCACAAGAAAAAUGCCCCUUAUCAAGAACAUCACUGCCAUCUCCUACUCAUCCCAGGAUAGCAAGCACCCAUUGUCUGGGCUAUUAAGUGGCUCGGGUUCAUGGCUGUGUGCUGCCGAUGACCGCAGCGGCCAACUCACUGCAGACCUCCAACUGGAUAGAGCUCUCACCAUCUCCUAUAUUGAUGUUGGCAACUACAACUCAAUGACGCUGAGCAUUGACGUGAGCCGCUCAUGUGGGACAGCAGGGGGCUGCUCCCUCCUGCCCACCGUUACUCUGGCAACGCCCCAGCAGUUGAGGGAGCAACAGCCACAGUGCAAAGCUGUACGCAUGUUUAAAGCUGAUGACUUGAACCAGGCAGCUCUGAAGGAGCGUUGGGACCGGGUGCGUGUGACCUGCACUCAGCCAUUCAAGCGGGGCCUGCAGUAUGGCUUAGCUUUCUUAAAAUUCUACUGCACAGAUUCCUUAGACUCGAUCUCCUAUGAUCGUAUGAAUUCCCUCCCUUCCUUCAAUUUUAUUGCUUCUGCAUCCAAUUCUCCUUGUGUGACUGCCAAGACACCGGCUCGGCUUUGUCUUAACUCAGAAAAUGACAGAAAAUCUUCAGAUCAGAAGAAGCUCCUUAAUAAACCUGUCCACCAUGGACAAGAUCAUAAAUCGACGUCCAUCUUCAAUAUAAAAACAUCCAAGCUUAUUACGUCUGAUAAGGAAAUGAUCCAGGGAUCACCAGAAAACUCUCUAAGAAUUACCAACAAAAAUAAAGGCACUGCGACCACAGACAACAGUUUUAAUCCCCUCAGACACAAUAAUUACAUUGAAAACAUUGAUCCGUUGCUCACAAGGUCGCCUGCCAGUGGUACUCCUGUGGGUUCUCUGAAGAAAAAUCCGCUACAGGAGAGUGGCAAGUCAAGCAGUGCUGCCAGCAGGUUCAGAAGCGCCCUUGAGAAGCUCUGUGCUGAGGGCAAGACUGAACCACCCGUUGUUGUUGCGAGACGUCGGUUCCUGUCCAGGAUAACAGCGGCAUCCACAGGGGAUGGUUGUGCUGAUGCUGGACCAAGUGCCCCAGCUGCGGCGGAGAGGUCGCGUGGUGCUCGCGAUGAGUCCAGCCGCUCGUCAGGCGAGUCUCCGAAUAACUGGGCUGACCUGCAGCAGGAGUUCGAGUAUGAGAGUCUCGAGUUCCUGAUCUCGCUUGAUCUGCAAGAGAAGCAAAUCCUCGAGUUGAGAGUGGCAGAUGUGCGGAUGCAAUUCGAGGCAUCGCGAGGGGCGCCGCUGUCGCGCCCUCAGCGAUGCUGCUUCAAAAACCUGGCGCUGGACUUCUGCGGUCGCCGGCUGAACUGCUCCGACCAGUCGUCUGCUGAAAAUCGACUUACGCCUGCCGUUGUUCGACCUUCCUCUGCUAGUGUUUGCCCUUCGUCUGCUGGCAGUAGCACAACCAGCAAAGGGAGCAUAUCGACUGGAGUUGCUAAGAAAUCCAAGUUCACCUUCAAAAAGCUAAACUUCGAUGGUCCUGGUGACACUCGGGGUUCACCGACGGGAAUGAAGAAUAAUGGUUUUAAUCGCGCGUCUCCAAUGCCCUUCAACGACGACCAUGCGAGAGCUGAUGGGGCAGGGCCAAGCGCACCAAGUCCGAGAAAUAACGUGAGUGUAAGCAGGAGCCCUGUAGUUUCCCCAUUGUCAAAAUCGACGAAGAAGAGAAGGAAAGAAGAACCAAAGCCUGUCGCCAAUGGGGAGUGGGUUUCUUCCAAGAGAAUCCGGACGAAAGUUAGUAGGAAAUCGACAAGCCCAAGCAGAAAAGAUGUCGAUGUUAUUGAAGUCGUGGAAUUAAAUGACGAAAUAGAUGAAUUUAAGAAACAAUGGCCAAGCAAGGAUUCGGGGUUUAUACGAAAUGAGGAUGGUUGGAUCCAAAGGUUGAAGUCGAGCCAAUCUCAAACAAUCGACUCUUGGGAAUUGUCGGACGUUUCCAGCAUUGCAUCCAAUUCUCCUCCUGGACCAAGCAGUAAGGAUAAAGAUAAAUUCUCCAGUCCAGCUUUCCAGCCCUCUCAUAAUUCAAAUAACUGUGUCGAUGAGGAAAUUUUAGGCACCAAUUCUGGAGUGUUGAGAAAUUACACUGCAUUAAGCAAUAAAUUACCUGACGUUGUAUGCCCGAGUGACUCAUUGGACGAAUUGAGCAACGGAACUAACACUGCAGAGAACAGCCAAAGGAACAUGGCCGUUAGUAAAAAUAUCAACACCGACCAAGAUUUGCGUUCGAUUAACUCGAAGUCAGGGUUCCAGCUUGGUGCAGCACCCGUGGACAAAUAUGGACUCAAUAGUCGGCGGCUGAUCAACACCGACGAGGAACAGGAACCUGAAGAUCGAGUCGCGUGCCCCCUGUGUGGAGGGUUGUUUGUUCAGUCUGCAGUGGAGGAGCACGCGGCAACAUGCAGACAUGACGACGUCCACUGCGACACUGAGGCAGUGUCAAUGGACAGCUGCGAAGCCGAGAAUUUGUCAGAACCUUGCCCAGUUUGUCAGAAGCGCUGGCCAAGAAAAGAGUUCGAGUGUCAUGUCAUCUCCUGCGCUGAGCGAAAUUUUGCGCAAUAAUAUCAAGAUUUUUAGUACCUGCUUGACAAAUUAUAUGCUUAUUUUCUAGCAUCAAGUGAUCGUCCGGGCUCAGUUUUUACCUAUAGAUCUACACAAUUUUAUAAUAGAUGUAUGCAAUAUUUUUCCUUUUACACGACUCGUUCAUUUUAUUAAAAAUAAAUUACCGUACAUUUUAUUUGGACUAAAUUAGUGUAGGAGCUCGUCACUCGUCAAGACGACAUUAGUCAAGGAAAUAUCACUCGUGUAUAUUCUCCUAAUUCGCAUACUUGAUUGUAGCUCCAAAAAUGAUGUAACUUAAUGAGCACGAACCUGGAAAAUUA
This is a messenger RNA of Hyalella azteca, 3184 nucleotides long. RefSeq lists its product as uncharacterized. Gene Ontology annotation, biological process: base-excision repair; single strand break repair. The transcript is spliced from 8 exons. The record is from RefSeq and is a predicted model, not a curated record. NCBI's taxonomy places the organism in Eukaryota, Metazoa, Arthropoda, Malacostraca, Amphipoda, Hyalellidae. The coding region runs from base 297 to 2864 and encodes 855 amino acids. Gene Ontology annotation, molecular function: damaged DNA binding. Gene Ontology annotation, cellular component: nucleus.